UCCGCUUCCGGCCACCGCUCGCUUCUCCCGCCUCCGCCUGCGCCGCGGCUCGUGGACGUCCCGCCAUGGCGCUGUCGCGGGGGCUGCCCCGGGAGCUGGCCGAGGCGGUGGCCGGCGGCCGGGUGCUGGUGGUGGGCGCGGGCGGCAUCGGCUGCGAGCUCCUCAAGAACCUGGUGCUCACCGGCUUCUCCCACAUCGACCUGAUUGAUCUGGAUACUAUUGAUGUCAGCAACCUCAACAGGCAGUUUUUGUUUCAAAAGAAACAUGUUGGAAGAUCAAAGGCUCAGGUUGCCAAAGAAAGUGUACUUCAGUUCCACCCAAGGGCUAACAUUGUCGCUUACCACGACAGCAUCAUGAACCCAGACUAUAAUGUGGAAUUUUUUCGGCAGUUUAUAUUGGUUAUGAAUGCCUUAGAUAACAGAGCUGCCCGAAACCAUGUUAAUAGGAUGUGUCUGGCAGCUGAUGUGCCUCUUAUUGAAAGUGGGACUGCUGGUUAUCUUGGACAAGUGACUACUAUCAAAAAGGGUGUGACUGAAUGUUAUGAAUGUCAUCCUAAGCCAACCCAGAGAACGUUUCCUGGCUGCACAAUUCGGAACACCCCUUCAGAACCCAUUCAUUGCAUCGUUUGGGCAAAGUAUUUGUUCAACCAGCUUUUUGGAGAGGAAGAUGCUGAUCAAGAAGUGUCACCUGACAGAGCUGAUCCUGAAGCUGCUUGGGAACCAACAGAAGCUGAAGCCAGAGCCCGAGCAUCUAAUGAAGAUGGAGACAUUAAGCGUAUUUCCACUAAGGAAUGGGCUAAGUCAACUGGCUAUGAUCCAGUUAAACUGUUUACGAAGCUUUUUAAAGAUGACAUCAGGUAUCUAUUGACAAUGGAUAAACUAUGGCGCAAAAGGAAGCCUCCAGUUCCCCUGGAUUGGGCUGAAGUACAGAGUCAAGGAGAUGAAGCCAAUGCAUCCGAUCAACAAAACGAACCGCAGUUAGGUUUGAAAGACCAGCAAGUUCUAGAUUUAAAGAGCUAUGCAAGUCUUUUUUCAAAGAGCAUUGAAACUUUGAGAGUUCAUUUAGCAGAAAAGGGGGAUGGAGCUGAGCUCAUAUGGGAUAAGGAUGACCCAUCUGCGAUGGAUUUUGUCACCUCUGCUGCAAACCUCAGGAUGCAUAUUUUCAGCAUGAAUAUGAAGAGCAGAUUUGAUAUAAAAUCAAUGGCGGGAAACAUUAUUCCUGCAAUCGCUACUACUAAUGCAGUGAUUGCCGGAUUGAUAGUAUUGGAAGGAUUAAAGAUUUUGUCUGGAAAAAUAGACCAGUGUAGAACAAUUUUUUUGAAUAAACAACCAAAUCCAAGAAAGAAGCUCCUCGUGCCUUGUGCACUGGAUCCUCCCAAUCCCAAUUGUUACGUGUGUGCCAGCAAGCCAGAAGUGACUGUGCGGCUGAAUGUCCAUAAAGUGACCGUCCUCACCUUACAGGAUAAGAUAGUGAAAGAAAAGUUUGCUAUGGUGGCGCCAGAUGUCCAAAUUGAAGAUGGGAAAGGGACAAUCCUGAUAUCUUCAGAAGAGGGAGAGACUGAAGCUAAUAACCCCAAGAAGUUGUCAGAAUUUGGAAUUAGGAAUGGCAGCCGGCUUCAAGCAGAUGACUUCCUUCAGGAUUAUACUUUAUUGAUCAACAUCCUUCAUAGUGAAGACCUAGGAAAGGAUGUGGAGUUUGAGGUGGUUGGUGAUACCCCAGAAAAAGUGGGGCCCAAACAAGCUGAAGACCCUGCCAAAAGCAUCACCAAUGGCAGUGAUGAUGGUGCCCAGCCUUCCACCUCCACAGCACAAGAGCAAGAUGACGUGCUCAUCGUUGACUCAGACGAAGAAGGACCUUCAAAUAACGCUGACAUCAGUGAGGAUGAGAGGACUCGCAAGAGGAAACUGGAGGAAAAAGAGGGUGGCAGUGCCAAGAGGUCUCGCUUGGAGCCACCGGAAGAGCUUGAUGACAUCAUAGCAUUAGAUUGAACAGCCCUAGCCUCUGUCUGGGCAGAACCAGGUUGUUAUGUCCUUUGUUCCAAAGGGAAAACACCACCACCAGUGGCUCUGAUGCUUCCAUUCCCUUUGAAAGCGUUCAUUUGCUAAGACUCAGAAACACUGUGUGCUUUAUUGACAGUAGGAGUAGUUUCCAAACCCUUUGAACAAAGCUGUGCAUAACCAGUGAUGAGCUCACAACACGCCGUGCAUGUUGCCUUUCAGUGUAAAUACCCUUAGGUACCAUUUCAUAGUUCAAAAAUACUGUGGGUUAGUAAAGUUGAUACCUGGUUAUAAAUAUUAUGCCUUUAUUUUUGGCUAGAAGAAGAGUUAUUUUUAGCCUAGAUCAAACCAUUUUCAUACUCUUAACUGACUGAAACGGAUUCAAAGAAGUAUCGAGUGCUAUGCAUUGAAAAUUGUUUUUUAAAUAUUAAUCAGCACUAUGUAUAUUAAUGUAAAACAAUGUUAAUUUACUCAAAUUUUCAGUUUGUACUGCCUGGUUUGUCUGAAGAAGACAAUUUUUGUGUAUUUGUUACAGUUUCAGGUUAUUUAUAUUUGAUGUUUUGUAAAACUCAAACAACAAAUAUACUGUACUUAUGGACCAAAUAAAUGACAUCUGCAUUCUUGUUACA
Nannospalax galili (Upper Galilee mountains blind mole rat) is the source of this 2626-nucleotide messenger RNA. It is a transcript of the gene Uba2, whose product is annotated as ubiquitin like modifier activating enzyme 2. The record is from RefSeq and is a predicted model, not a curated record. The transcript has 17 exons. Bases 66 to 1988 code for a protein of 640 amino acids. Gene Ontology annotation, cellular component: SUMO activating enzyme complex; cytoplasm. Gene Ontology annotation, molecular function: SUMO activating enzyme activity. NCBI's taxonomy places the organism in Eukaryota, Metazoa, Chordata, Mammalia, Rodentia, Spalacidae. Gene Ontology annotation, biological process: protein sumoylation.